AUGAUUUCGCUUGUGAUUGAGACCAGCUCCUCAUCCAUCGUCUUAAUAACCGAAGCCGUCCGUUUAUGGACCCCUAUAAAAUAUCAACUGGAGGCCCUCAACGUCCACAUUGAAGAGUGUCUGGUCAACCCAGACAUUGUGGAGUCUAUUCGCCUCAACCGCCGCAAGAUUUAUGUAAUUGAACGACGACACACACCGAGACUGGCUCAUUUAGUAGCCGAGGCCGAGUUGCCAACAUGGGACGUAGGAACCAUAAUCCUCCUCAACACCCUGUAA
Bursaphelenchus xylophilus (pine wood nematode) is the source of this 276-nucleotide messenger RNA. The record is from the annotation of a GenBank genome assembly. NCBI's taxonomy places the organism in Eukaryota, Metazoa, Nematoda, Chromadorea, Rhabditida, Aphelenchoididae.